CGUCUCGGAACAGAAAGCACUGCGAGGGUGAUCAAGUGCGGCAAGCUGGCUUGUUUGGAUGGAGAGUUGCCUAGGCAAGCUGAGUACUUGAGAGCCUCUCCUGCCCCCUCUCCAGCGUGCUUUCCAGCGAUGAGGUCACAGCCCCUCGGAACCCUCCUCCUCUCUCUGGUCCCUCCCGCCCUCUGAUCUCCUCCAGCGUCAGGCGCUGGGCACUGAGAACGAGGCAGCAGCGCGCAACCAUGAAGUAACGCAGGAGGUCCCUUGGAAAAUGAGGCCAGGGUACCUGCUGCAACUAGCGCUCCUGCUCGCCCUGCCCAGGAGCCUGUGGGGCAGAGGGUGUGUGUCUCCACCCUGCGAGUGCCACCAGGAGGACGACUUCAGAGUCACCUGCAAGGAACUCCAUCGCAUCCCCAGCCUACCACCCAGCACCCAGACUCUGAAGCUCAUCGAGACUCACCUGAAGACCAUCCCCAGUCUUGCAUUUUCAAAUCUGCCCAAUAUUUCCAGGAUCUAUUUAUCUAUAGAUGCAACUCUGCAGCGGUUGGAACCACACUCUUUCUACAAUUUGAGUAAAAUGACUCACAUAGAAAUCCGGAACACCAGAAGCCUAACUUAUAUAGACCCUGAUGCCUUAACAGAGCUCCCCUUGCUCAAGUUCCUUGGCAUUUUCAACACUGGACUUAGAAUAUUCCCUGACCUGACAAAAAUUUAUUCCACUGAUGUAUUCUUUAUACUUGAAAUCACAGACAAUCCUUAUAUGACUUCAGUCCCUGAAAAUGCCUUUCAGGGACUGUGCAAUGAAACCUUGACCCUGAAACUAUACAACAAUGGAUUUACUUCAAUUCAAGGUCAUGCUUUCAAUGGAACAAAACUGGAUGCUGUUUACCUAAACAAGAAUAAAUUCCUGACAGCUAUUGACAAAGAUGCCUUUGGAGGAGUGUACAGUGGACCAACCUUGCUAGAUGUGUCUUCCACUAGUGUCACAGCCCUGCCCUCCAAAGGCCUGGAGCACCUCAAAGAACUGAUAGCAAAAGACACUUGGACCCUCAAGAAGCUGCCACUAUCUCUGAGUUUCCUCCACCUCACCCGGGCUGACCUGUCUUACCCAAGCCACUGCUGUGCCUUCAAGAACCAGAAGAAAAUCAGGGGAAUUCUAGAGUCCUUGAUGUGUAAUGAGAGCAGUAUCCGGAAUCUGCGUCAAAGAAAAUCAGUGAACGUCCUGAGAGGUCCCAUCUACCAGGAAUAUGAGGAAGAUCUGGGUGACAACAGUGUUGGCUACAGACAAAACUCAAAGUUCCAGGAGAGCCCCAGCAACUCUCAUUAUUAUGUAUUCUUUGAAGAACAAGAAGAGGAGAUAAUCGGUUUUGGCCAAGAGCUCAAAAAUCCUCAGGAAGAGACUUUGCAAGCCUUUGACAGCCACUAUGACUACACUGUGUGUGGGGACAAUGAAGACAUGGUGUGUACCCCCAAGUCAGAUGAGUUUAACCCCUGUGAAGACAUCAUGGGCUACAAGUUCCUGAGAAUCGUGGUGUGGUUUGUCAGUCUGCUGGCCCUCCUGGGCAAUAUCUUUGUCCUAUUUAUUCUCCUUACCAGCCACUACAAACUGACUGUGCCACGCUUUCUUAUGUGCAACUUGGCCUUUGCAGAUUUCUGCAUGGGCGUAUACCUGCUUCUCAUUGCCUCUGUAGACCUGUACACACACUCUGAGUACUACAACCAUGCCAUUGACUGGCAGACAGGCCCUGGGUGUAACACAGCUGGUUUCUUUACUGUUUUUGCCAGUGAGCUAUCAGUGUACACACUAACAGUCAUCACCCUAGAACGAUGGUACGCAAUCACCUUCGCCAUGCGCCUGGAUAGGAAGAUCCGCCUCAGGCAUGCAUACACCAUCAUGGCUGGUGGCUGGGUUGCCUGCUUCCUCCUUGCCCUGCUCCCUAUGGUGGGAAUAAGCAGCUAUGCCAAGGUCAGCAUCUGCCUGCCAAUGGAUACUGACACGCCUCUUGCUCUCGCGUACAUUGUCCUUGUUCUUCUGCUCAAUGUCAUUGCCUUUGUCAUCGUCUGUUCCUGCUAUGUGAAGAUUUACAUCACAGUCAGAAACCCCCAGUACAACCCUCGAGAUAAAGACACCAAGAUUGCCAAGAGGAUGGCUGUGUUGAUCUUCACCGACUUCAUGUGCAUGGCGCCAAUCUCCUUCUAUGCCCUUUCAGCACUUAUGAACAAGCCCCUUAUCACUGUUACUAACUCCAAGAUCUUGCUAGUUCUUUUCUACCCCCUCAACUCCUGUGCCAAUCCAUUCCUCUAUGCUAUUUUCACCAAGGCCUUCCAGAGGGACGUGUUCAUUCUGCUCAGCAAGUUUGGCAUCUGCAAACGCCAGGCCCAGGCAUAUCAGGGUCAGAGAGCCUGUCCAAACAACAGCACUGGUGGUAUUCAGAUUCAAAAGGUUCCCCAGGACAUGAGGCAGAGUCUCCCCAACAAGCAAGAUGCCUAUGAACUCCUUGGAAACGCCCACCUAACCCCAAAAACACAGGGACAAAUUUCAGAAGAAUAUAAGCAAACAGCCUUGUAAAGUGAUGCUGGGUUAUUCACGGUGGGACUUAAAGAGGCUGGUUUCUUGAACACAUGUUCUGAUCUACGACAUACGGAUGCAUAGCUUCAUGCAGGUGAUGUUUCACAGGGACACAGUUCAUCUCUAUAGAGGGUAUUAUCUUCAAGAAAGGAGAGAAGCUAUCAGCAUAUCUGAGUUCCAGGUGAUGUGAAAAUGGCCUACACUCUCCAGGGGACAUGCUUGAUGCUCAUCUGUGACACUGUGCAGCAUGUCCCACAGAGACCAACUGAACCAUUCCUGAAUCUGUCUUCUCUGGUUUAUGUAGUAUUGAUUUAUAGUAAAGACUCAACAAAUGGCCAGUGUUCAUUAUCUUAAGCAGGUCCUCAUUGGCUUCCCUCAUAUAACCAAAGAAAAGUUUGUUCCUUAAAACUAAAUUGCCACACUUGGGAGGUGGAGGCAGGGGGCAUCCAAAGUUCAUCCUUAACUACAUAGUGAGUUCCAAACUUCGGCUACAUGAGACCCCAUCUCAGGAGACCAAAAGAAUCCUGGAAACCCAAACACAACUAGAUGUCACAUAAUUGCUUCCAUUGAACAUGAAAAGGGGGGAAGUUUAGCUUUGAGGUUUUUUUUUUUUUUUCUUUCUUUCUUUGAUUCUCAAACAAGUUUUUCUUCACCAGACUCUAUAUGCAUUGACGGAGAAACUGCUGAUAUUUCAUCUUUGGUGGCUGAGCAAUCUAAGAAUUAUCUUCUUGUAGAAGAUGAGAGCUCUAAAAGGUCUUUCUCAGAAACACGUGGGAUCAAGGACAGAGAACACAUGGCCAUUUGUUGAAUAAUAUCGCUAGACACCAGUUAACUGUUAAGCAAAUCCUGGAACUCCAUGUCCUGUAGAAAUGGAGGCAUGUGAUGACCUCUUCCAUUUUAAAAACUCUAGGUGUAUCUCAUCCUCAAAGAUACAUCUUCAUGACAUAGAAAAAAAAGGCACCACUUAAGUAGAAUCUGGGUUUUCUAUCUU
This is a messenger RNA of Phodopus roborovskii (desert hamster), 3557 nucleotides long. It is a transcript of the gene Tshr, whose product is annotated as thyroid stimulating hormone receptor. Gene Ontology annotation, molecular function: thyroid-stimulating hormone receptor activity. The record is from RefSeq and is a predicted model, not a curated record. Gene Ontology annotation, biological process: G protein-coupled receptor signaling pathway. The coding region runs from base 269 to 2566 and encodes 765 amino acids. NCBI's taxonomy places the organism in Eukaryota, Metazoa, Chordata, Mammalia, Rodentia, Cricetidae. The transcript has 10 exons. Gene Ontology annotation, cellular component: membrane.